Messenger RNA from Daphnia pulicaria, 2475 nucleotides. RefSeq lists its product as uncharacterized. The coding region runs from base 733 to 2097 and encodes 454 amino acids. Lineage: Eukaryota; Metazoa; Arthropoda; Branchiopoda; Diplostraca; Daphniidae. Gene Ontology annotation, biological process: sensory perception of taste. The record is from RefSeq and is a predicted model, not a curated record. The transcript is spliced from 4 exons. Gene Ontology annotation, cellular component: membrane.
UUAAUCAAAUCAAAAGGUAUUUUGGUCUACAUUUCUACGCUCGGCCCAAUGCUGUACCACAGAGUUUUCCUCGAGAGUGACGCGCGUGCGAGGUCAUUGACCGGUAAGUGGAUUGCUUUGUUUUCUCUAGUAAGGCGUACCACUGCGUUGCAUUAAAUGAUAUAAGAUCACAUCAUUUAACGCAAUCACUUAAUGGAUUGUUCUUAAUUUUUUUUUUCAUUUACAAGGCAGCUGAAUAAGACUUCCUGGGCAUUUCUAAAGUAGGAUUUUAUUGGUAUUUCACUAUAGUGCUAGGGGCUUCCAAUAUGCGCAGUCUCCUUUCUUAUUCUAAAACAUCCGAGAGAUUUCAAAGAAAAUUGAUUUGCUGGCUUGUUUGCUAUAUGGCUGCGUCUUAUGGAGAAGCGAUUUGUGUGUAUCUUUUUUGAUACGACAGAAAAAAAAAUAGUUUGGUCAAAAAGCCAUCAGUAUUGCAAACAAAGUUGCUAUCUCUAGGCAACGGGAUAACCUAUAACGACCUAUUGGUGCAGUGCACACACAGGAAGAAAUUAUUGCCAUUCAGUCGUUAUGGUAACCGUUUAUGGUGUUCCAUGUUUCAAUAACCUGGCGCUCAGUUUGAUGUACCUUAGCACUCGAUAAAUACGAGCCGUCAUCCAGUUCAUGGUCAGUUUCUGUCCUAGAAGCUUGUCAGCGUCUUACAUUCGGAGCUGGGCUUUUUGCAGUAUUUCUUAGACGAUGGUUCAUUCGAAACCAAAUAUUCCGGUCUAUCAAGAUGUAAUGUUUUUGUUUAGAUUCAUCUCAUUUACAGGAGCUUCAACCUUCGUCCCUUAUGGAGAAGGGAUGCAAAAUCCACGAAUAUCCACAGUUUUGGUUAGGAUUCUUCAGCAAAUCACUUGUUUAGCUAUCUUCCUGUUGCUACUAGCGAUGUCCGUCUUUGAGUUUAUCCAAUUUGUUACUGUGAUCGUGAAAAUGAAAAAUAUAGGCGAAGUUAUUCCAAACAUUAUAUGGAUAACAUCUUUCCCACUUGCCAUGGGGGCCCAAGCUUUUUACAUCUUCCAGAGACCAAAACUUCUAAAAUUCUUUGAGAACUGGCAAGAUAUCCACACGAUGUAUUCCGAAAGCAAUGGCCACGUUACUGAGAGACAAACACGACCACGCAUGUAUAUCAUCUACUUGUUAACGGUGUGUACUUCCGUAGCGAUGGUCAUGGUACUCAUCUUAGACUUUCCCAUUCUACCUUUUUUGCCGUCUACGUACGAACCAUUGGCAGCCAUCCCCUUGCACACUAACAACUUGUAUCUCACCUGCGCUUUGUUUGGUGUGUCGCUCUUCUACGCCUGGAAUCUUUCCGCUGCUUCGGAUCUUGUGCCAUCAAUGAUCUAUUUUCAUCUCGCUCUUGCGUUGAAGAAAACCAGCGAAUUUUUUAAAGAGCCGCAAAAUGUCCUUGAUUCUCAAACUAUAGAGAACAACUGCAAGAAUUUAGAAGUGGAUGAAACCAACUUUAACAGUCAUCCGUCUGCCGUCAAAGGAUCUCAGGAUAGCAAUCAAGUGAUAUGGCAAAAAGGAUGGCUCUAUUACGAAGCUAUUCGUAAAUUGAUCAAUGAAAGUAACUCCAGAUUCGGAUCAAUGCUUCUUCUCAAUCAUGGAGCUAUGUUUUUUGUGGCUAGUUCUAACGUCUUUAGUAUCUUGCGAUGGUAUCGAGGAAUGUCAUGGCUUUUGCUGCUUGUCAAUGGAAUGAAUGCUGUUGCCACAAUUCUCCGCUUCAUUACUACGAUUCUGCUUUGUAGUAGGUUGUAUGCUGCUGGUGAACAUCUUCAAUCGAACAUUUGUCGGUUUCUUGCUAUAACAUGGUUCCGAUUGAAACCCGACGAGCGGCAGUUUUUCACUGCUUUUCUUGUUCGUGUUCAAGACGAUGGAAUUGUAGCUUCUCCUCUGGGACUCUAUCCCAUACGGCCGUCAAUUCUUUUGGCUUUGCUUUCCCUUAUGGUUACUUAUCUCAUUGUUCUGCUUCAAUCUUCCGAAGUCUCGACGUUUUCUGAGUAUGGAAAUUUUACCGGGCUUAUUACUGGCACACGUUUCUACAAUCCAUUAAAUGUUUAAGCUAACUCUGCCAUGGUGUAAAAUCUACGAAGAAAACUGUUUUAUUAUAUUUAGUCCCUGUUUAUAUUUAGUUAGUUUAAAACGUUGGUAAUUUUUCAUUUAGGUGUCUAUUGGAUUAUUCUUCGUAAGCAAGAAUGAUCUAAAGAUUUUUUCAGUAAAAGAUUAUGAUCUCUUUUCCCGUGAGCGGACUGAAGUCUUAGAAGGCAUCACCUAUGGUUUGUAAAGAAAAUUCCCGUAAGUGAAUGCUAUCAACUUAUUAUUGAUGUUAAUCUAAACGUUUUCCAAGGUUUACGUAAAUGUAUUAUUGAUCGAGAUCAUUUUAAAAUAUUUGGUAUCACUAUAUUUAAUGAAAAUAUAUAUUAUUCAUUUUUAAUCAAA